Metarhizium album ARSEF 1941 is the source of this 522-nucleotide messenger RNA. Its product is annotated as Cell wall galactomannoprotein. The record is from RefSeq and is a predicted model, not a curated record. Bases 1 to 522 code for a protein of 173 amino acids. Gene Ontology annotation, cellular component: extracellular region. Lineage: Eukaryota; Fungi; Ascomycota; Sordariomycetes; Hypocreales; Clavicipitaceae. The transcript has a single exon.
AUGCGUCUCAUCCCCAUCGCCAGCAUCGUCAUGGCCCUCGCGGCCACCGCCAUCGCCGACGGCAAGGCCAUCACCGACGCCCUGACCAACAUCAACACGCAGGCCGAGGGCCUCAACAGCACCGUCGCCAACUGGCAGGGCGACCUGAUCGGCGCGAUCCCCAUCACUAUCAAGUCGACCCAGCUGCUCACCCAGAUCAAAAAGGCCACCAAGACGGCCUCUCAGUCGGCCAACUUGACCAUGGAGGAGGCCCUCGCCGUCGCCCAAGCCACCGGCAAACUGAGCGAGACGGUUCAGACCACGCUGCAGACCAUUGUCAACGCCAAGCCCAAGUUCGACAAGCUCAUCAUCCUGAGCCCCGUUGUCCUUCUGAACCUCGAGCUGCAGCAGGAUGCUACCGACGAGUUCAGCAGCGCCGUCGUCAGCAAGGUCCCCACGGACCUGCGGAGCCUUGCCCAGGAAUUGAUCAAGCCGAUUAACGAUGCUUUCGCCGCCGCCAUUGACAAGUAUCGCCUCUUCUAA